Messenger RNA from Xiphias gladius (swordfish), 2283 nucleotides. RefSeq names its product CDC-like kinase 4a (gene clk4a). Bases 137 to 1672 code for a protein of 511 amino acids. NCBI's taxonomy places the organism in Eukaryota, Metazoa, Chordata, Actinopteri, Istiophoriformes, Xiphiidae. Gene Ontology annotation, cellular component: nucleus. The record is from RefSeq and is a predicted model, not a curated record. The transcript is spliced from 13 exons. Gene Ontology annotation, molecular function: protein tyrosine kinase activity; ATP binding. Gene Ontology annotation, biological process: regulation of RNA splicing; protein phosphorylation.
GAACGUUCUAUCGGGUUCUAGGGUAGUUCGCCAUCUUUGGAAACGAGUAGUCGGAGUUAUUUUCCAGUUACUUUGUUUAUAUUUUUCACAAAAGCGAUAAACCUACUGUUUUGAACCCCAGGACUUUAAAAGGAAGAUGCGCCACACAAAACGAAUGCGCUCCCCAGGUGUCUGGCUAGAUGAGUACAGCUGGGAAGAGAGAAUGGAGUGUUGUAAGCGAAAGAAAAGAGAUUCACACAGCAGCGAAAGAGAAAAUAAGUCCAGAAGAACUCAACAUCACCAAAAGACUCACGAGGGGCACUACCUGGAGACCCGCAGUUUGAACCAGAGGCUGGACUCUCGGGAAGGACACACCCACGACCACAGUGUGGACAUGGCUUGUGAGGAAGACAGUCGCGAAGGCACCUGCAAGAACAGAGUCCUUGACUGGCACCACUACAGCAAGUCAUCGGGGCGCAGUGGUCGGAGUGGCCGCAGCAGGCGAAGCAGCCGCAGGCACAGAGACAGAAGGCACAGACGUAGCCACUCUCGCCACAGGUCCUCCUCGAGGAGGAGCCAUCACCGCAGGAGCAGGAAAAGAUCCAGGAGUGUUGAGGAUGAUGACGAGGGUCACCUCAUCUAUCACAGUGGAGACAUGCUGAGAGCGAGAUAUGAGAUUGUGUGUACUCUAGGAGAGGGUGCCUUUGGGAAGGUCGUUGAAUGCAUUGAUCACUCUAAUGAUGGAGCUCGAGUGGCUCUGAAGAUCAUUAAAAACAUAGACCGCUACCGUGAGGCGGCUAUGUCUGAGGUAGAGGUGCUUGAAAAGUUGAAGACCCUUGACUCUGACAGGAGAUAUGCAUGUGUGCACAUGCUGGACUGGUUUGACUACCAUGGCCACGUUUGUAUCGCCUUUGAGCUGCUUGGCCUCAGCACCUAUGAUUUCCUCAAGGAGAAUAACUUCCAGCCUUUCCCCAUUGAACACAUCAGACACAUGGCUUACCAGAUCAUCCGAGCGGUUCGAUUUUUGCAUAAAAACAAGCUGACUCACACAGAUCUGAAGCCUGAGAACAUUCUCUUCAUUGAUUCAAACUAUGAUAUCGAGUACAAUGCUGAAAAAAAACGGGAUGAACGAACAUUGAAGAACCCUGAUGUGAAGAUUGUAGACUUUGGUAAUGCCACAUAUGAACACGAGCACCACACGUCUGUGGUGUCAACACGCCACUACCGUGCUCCUGAAGUCAUAUUAGAUCUGGGCUGGGACCAUUCCUGUGAUGUCUGGAGUGUAGGCUGUAUACUCAUCGAGUACUAUCUUGGAUCGACUCUCUUCCAGACCCAUGACAGUAAAGAGCACCUUGGUAUGAUGGAGAGAGUCCUCGGCCCCAUCCCCACAAACCUCCUGCAGAAAACCAGGAAACGGCGGUACGUUCACCGGUGCAAGCUGGACUGGGAUGUGCACAGUUCUUCCGGGAGAUAUGUCAGGAAACACUGCAAACCCCUCAAGCAUUACAUGGUGUCUAAGGGUGAAGACCACCAGCAGUUGUUUGACCUGAUUGAGAAGAUGAUGGAGUAUGACCCAGCUAAGCGCCUCAGUCUUGAACACGCCCUCCGACACCCCUUCUUCUCCUGCUACUACAAUAGCAGCAGGAGCAAAAGCAGCAGCAGCAGCAAAAGCAGCAGCAGCAAAAAAGACUGAACACCUUAACCUGUAACCUUGGUCACGGCCUGGCUGUCACCAUGACGUUUGUCAUGGUGCUCAGUGUUCGCCUCUACAUCCUGACUCUCCAGGAGAGAUGUACCUCAACUGACUGUAUCAGUCCACUGCCCUGCUUUGCUGUGUCCUGUCCCUAAGCCACUGUAUUUCUUAAUCUCACGCAUUCCAUAAAUUGUUUUCAACUGUGGAAUGUUAUGUAAUGAAGCUGAAGCCCCCAAAUGAUUUCUAUUUAUUUUGCCAUUCAUAUUUACCCGUAAUUUCAUAAUUUACCCGUUUUGUUUGUUUUUUUUUUUUUUUUUUGUUUUGUUUUUUAAAUUCCUGAUUAGUUCUAUUUUGUCCAUGUUGUAUCUGUGCAUUUUCAAGUAGAUGAUGGGUCAAAUAACAGACUGAGAAAUGCUUUACCCUGCUUCACUUCACCAGUCAUAAUUUUAUUGCAUUGUAGGUGUAAAAAGCUAUUGCAGGCAGAAAACCCCAUGUAUAUAGAAUUUGUUAAGAUAUUUCUUUUUUCCACUGACUGGUUAUGUAACUUUUGCAUUAUCAUGUACAUUUUCUCAAUAAACGUGAAUAGAUGACAGAAAUGUGUGUUUAUACAG